Haliotis rufescens (red abalone) is the source of this 1564-nucleotide messenger RNA. RefSeq lists its product as uncharacterized. Lineage: Eukaryota; Metazoa; Mollusca; Gastropoda; Lepetellida; Haliotidae. The transcript has 7 exons. Bases 188 to 1564 code for a protein of 458 amino acids. The record is from RefSeq and is a predicted model, not a curated record.
CGAUAAUGCUACAUAAUCAGGCAGAGAAGCAUGUUAUGACUGAGACCACUUCCUUGUCCGUCCCGCACUCGUGUAAAUGCUGCACACUAAGGUACAUGGUAUCUGAAUCGACAGGGAAGCUAUCAGAACAGUUAUUGGUGGCCAGGGAUUCCAGGAAAAGCGUCUUUUAAUACACUGCACAGUAUCUAUGGAUUAUUGUGCCACUUCAGUGAUAAGUCUAAUGCUCAUUUACACUGGCGGAACCAAUAGCAGGAUGGAUGAAAACACGACAUUCCAUUCUUCCUGCGAGCCAGCAAACUGGUCAUCUGCAGAGACAAGCUGCGAGAAGACAAAUGGCACAAUAUUCGGUAUCUAUGACUUAGUAACGAGCGUGGGCGGACGGGUUCUACAUGAUGCCCUUCAGAAGUUAGAUGAAAUUUGGAUUCACCACAAUGGGAUAGAAAUAACAAAUACUAAAAACGGAUCCGACUGUGUGACGAUAAUCAACGGAUACGGUAGCUUUACAACUACCAACUGUGGCGUGUUACGCCACUACGUGUGUACAUUCAAUGACAGUCCACAAUCAUCGUAUGUUCCCUGCGUCCAACACCAAACAACACCAUCGGCAUUUGAAUCUUCGACACUAAAUCUAACAUCCCUCGACCUAGUGACUACAAACACAACAGCACCAGACAUUUCAGAUGGUGACCCCAGUCAAGUCAUCAUAGCGUGUGUGGUCGUUGUGAUGUUGGUGUCUGCCACAGCUGUCAUUGCUGCUGUCAUCAUCAAACUGCGAAAGAGAACGCCUCUACACAACACUUCUUCCACGAACGCAAGCUUAACAACGAUGUCGUCUGUGUCGGAAAUUAAUUCUGACCUGCAACCGGAAAGUCCAUUACCAAUGAUCUUCUAUACUGGACUACCCACUGCAGAGGACGCGUACACCACAGCAGUUGAACAAAUACGCGCAGACUACUACACUAAGCUGGACGACUUGUACACGGGGUCUGAUCAGCAGCCGUUAUCAUCAUCUGUCAUCACUUCAAGCCACCUUAUGGCUGCAGAGGCGCAAGGUGGAGGCCCACGUCCAGCUGAUCAUCACAUAUUUACAUCACAUAUUUACUCGUCGCAUAAGUAUUCCGAGAUUCAGGAUGGUCUGUCCGAUGCGAACAGCUCACUAAACUGCCCUGGUGCCGAAUGGGAUGGCAAAGCAGGGCGUCGGUCAGGCAAUUUCGUAUCAGGCGUGUACUCUGAAAUACACGAUGAUGGCACGGAACCAACUAUCCGAGAACGGCGCAGUCACUACGAGUACUUAAAUGCAUUGCACCGUCCCUCGGAAGCACGAUCUGUAACUCAGACAGCAAGUGGUAUCUAUGAUAUUCCGAACGAUCCUGGUAUAGAAGUUCCUCUUAGACGCCAGGCACCAAGUGGUGACUACGCUAUUCCGUACGCCAGUCGAGAUGGCCACAACAAACACAUAGACCAUCCAGAGCUAUCCGUUCACUAUUCUAGCAUACGACCUGUGACGAUUUCCUCAUUGACAAGUUGUUCAUCCGAAACAAACCACUAUGAUAUUCCAAAAUGA